GGGGAAAGCACGGCGGCCUGACGAAAGCGAGGCGAGGAGGAAUCCCACAAUACCAGGCGGGCUGUGUGGGCUCGCCGCCGCCGCUGUCUCUUUAAUGCAAGAGGAAGCGAUGCGGAGGGGUGGAAAAUGGCAGAGCUGCAGAUGCUGCUAGAGGAGGAAAUCCCUUCAGGCAAGCGGGCUCUGCUCGAGAGCUACCAGAACCUCACCCGCGUGGCCGACUACUGCGAGAACAACUACAUCCAGGCUCCCGAUAAAAGGAAAGCAUUAGAAGAGACCAAAGCAUACACAACCCAGUCUCUUGCUAGUGUUGCUUAUCAGAUCAAUGCACUGGCCAACAAUGUACUCCAACUGCUGGACAUUCAAGCAUCCCAGCUGCGGAGAAUGGAGUCCUCCAUCAACCAUAUCUCCCAGACUGUGGACAUCCAUAAAGAGAAAGUGGCUCGCAGAGAGAUAGGUAUUUUGACAACCAAUAAGAACACAUCAAGAACUCAUAAAAUUAUAGCGCCGGCGAACAUGGAACGUCCUGUAAGGUACAUUCGAAAACCUAUCGACUAUACUGUGCUGGAUGAUGUCGGCCAUGGUGUAAAGUGGCUAAAAGCCAAGCAUGGAAAUAACCAGCCUGCAAGAACUGGCACCUUGUCAAGGACAAAUCCACCUACACAAAAACCACCAAGUCCUCCUAUGUCAGGCCGGGGAACUCUGGGACGAAAUACUCCUUACAAAACCUUGGAGCCAGUUAAACCUCCAACUGUUCCUAAUGAUUACAUGACCAGUCCUGCCAGACUUGGAAGCCAACACAGUCCAGGAAGAACAGCUUCCUUAAACCAGAGACCAAGAACACACAGUGGUAGUAGUGGAGGAAGUGGCAGUCGAGAGAACAGUGGAAGCAGCAGUAUUGGCAUUCCCAUUGCCGUGCCUACACCUUCGCCACCAACUGUUGGGCCAGCACAAAUUUCUGUUCCUCCUCCUCCUGGAGUCCCGCCAGCACCACCACUGCCACCACCUCUCCCGAUGGGCAGUACGAUAGCUGCUCCUGGUUCAGCUCCUGGUUCCCAGUAUGGCACAAUGACCAGGCAAAUUUCACGACACAACUCUACCACUUCUUCAGCAUCUUCUAGUGGAUACAGACGGAAUCCCUCUGUGACUGCCCCAUUUUCUGCUCAACCUCAUGUUAAUGGCGGGCCUCUCUAUUCUCAAAACUCAAUUUCUAUUGCUCCACCCCCUCCCCCUAUGCCUCAGUUGACUCCACAGAUACCUCUCACAGGCUUCGUGGCCAGGGUGCAGGAAAACAAUCUGUCCUAUGUUAAGCAAGGUCAGACUGGGAUGGUACUAGGACUGGAGACGUCCAAAGAACGUUACUGAUGUUGGCGAUCCAAUUGGGGGCACUGAUCCAGUGCCCCCAGAACAGUGCAGUGGGACGCGAUGCAGCUAGUGGUGCUAUAAGGUGAAAUUUCAAAUCAAGGCCCAGACACUUAUAUGGAAUUAUUACACUUUUUUUUGGUGCUAACUCUGGUGUUCUGCUCAGGUUCUGGCCCACCAAUUAUAUUACUCCUAACUAAAUUAUUUCUAUAGGAGAUGCCAAAUAUAUGGCACAUGGGCUGAAUCUGGCCAGUGGGGCACUUGCUUCUGGCCCCAGUGUUCAUGAAAGGGAUUUGUCCCACAGCUGCUCGGCUGCAGCUUGUUCACAGGAACUAGAAGGAAACCUGAGUGGGAGGAGGGAGCUCCUGCCAGACUGGGCACAGGUUCCAUCACUGAGCUAGUCAGUCAAGACUCAGAGCAGAGGCUUUCCACCCUCUCUCUCUGUGCUGUUGCUGCCGAGCAUGCUGGGAUCAGAACUUCAUCUGGGUACAGUGGUGGUCAUUUUUUAUCCUAAACUGUCAUGUAAAUUAUUGUGCAUUGUUAAGUAGCUGUCUUACUCCUCCACAGAGGGGACUGCAUAUGUAGAUUUGAUUGGAUACAAACAGAUCUUUGGCCUCUGUCCUGGUUGGCAGGAUGAUCAGUAGCAGGGAGUGAAUGGGGAAAGUGUAAUGAAAUGUUUCAUGUUGCAGUGGGAAGGCAGAGGGGCUAAAAGUGAGGUGUUUGACCUAGGAGAGCAGUUGGGGGAUGUCUGUUGCCCAUAUAAAGAGGUUAAGAUGUAAUAUGUUGUGGCAUUUCCCAUGAAUGGGGAAGAUGGAUCUCCAGCCCUUAUUUGCUGGCUGGAGGAGAGUUUGCAAGCCAGUGUUUAGAAAAAACGGUUACUCACCUUCUCCUAACUGUUCUUCGAGAUGUGUGUUCAUGUCCAUUCCAAUCACGUGUGCAUGUUCCGCGUGCACAGUUGUUGGAAAGCUUUCCUUUAGGAGCUCCCGUCGGGUCAGCUGUGGAGCCCCUUGGAGUGGUGCCUUCAUGGCGCUUAAUAUAUGACCCUGCUGACCCGGCCCCUCCUCAGUUCCUUCUUACCGCCAGUGACUGUCAUUGGAACUGCUGUUGCUUGCUUAGCAAGUGCUUCCCUUAGUGUUUUCAUAUAGUUAGCUUAGCCUAGUCUUAGUUGUUAGUGUAUAUAUUGUAUAUAGUAAGGUUUGGGAGUGGGGUUUCCCUAAUCCCAACCCCACCCCACCCUCUGGGCUCCUAGGCAUGCCAAGAGCCCAAGGCUUUUAAACUUUGCAGAACCUGCAGGAAGCCUAUGCCAACAAGCAAUCCCCACGACUCGUGUCUGUGGGAGGUGCACCAGAUAGAAACGUGCAAGAUCUGCAGGGCUUUCCGCCCCAGAAUUAAAGAGGAGCGAGAUUUCCGAUUGAAGCAGUUGCUCAUGGAAUCCGCCCUUCAUCCCCAGUCUGCCGCGGACUGCCAGGACCCCGCACCGAGAGUGUCUGUCUGUAUGGAGUGCCCUGGCAUCAGUAUGUAACACGGUGCCGCGGAGGGACUCUAGUCUAAGAGACCCUCGGCACCGGCGUGUUCUGACACCGCAGGAUGCACAGACAAUCCAGCACCGCUUGCAUUCACCAGUGCUGUAAAAGCGGCAUAAAAAAGCUGCCAGGGCACUCCCUGGUGCAGAGAACAGUGGGACCUGCAGGAGUGUGUGAAUAUCAGAGGCUUGGGGGAGGAAGUCUGUGGCCUGUAUGGCAAAGGUUCUCUAGGGAGAGCUGCUGUACUGUUCUUGACUGAUAUUUUUCCAUUCUGAAUAUUGGUGAUAGAUUUCCUUUCUCCCUAUCCCAAAGCCACUAGUAAUUGUGCUGAUAUUGGAAUCUUUUUAGAGAUUGAAUAUUUUGAAUCAUGCAUUUAAUUCCUCAUGUAUCUCCCCUGAGAGCAGUGGCUGCCUAUCCUCCAUUUGCAUUAAUUCACUAAUUGAAUCCAGGGCGUGUGCUCAUAGACUAUCCUGCAAGAUAAGGGUCUGUACAAAGCUUUGCCUCUGAAUGUGUAGUAUUCUGUUUUCUCUGACCUAGUCACAUCUGAUAUACUAAUGACUUCCCUCCCUUCUUGUCCUACACCAGAUUUUGUAAAAAGAUAAUUCUCAAAGUAAGACAGAAGCAAAUAAAUUAGUGCUCAGAAUAACAGAAAUGAAGUAUAUACAAAAUGCAUUAACACAGGAUUUGCAAAACCAUGUCAAACCACUGAUUCAUCAUGGUGCCCAGUUACCUCCUGGUUCUGAGGAUGCCCGUCAUCCCCUUGCAUAUGUGUAUAUUGCAUCUAGUCACUUGUCAUACAUGGAGAUGGGACAAAAAUUCUUUCUAUCUGCUGGCAAUCAGCUUAUGCCCUCUGGAGCAUGUGCUUUGACUCUAGUAGCAUUUAUACAUAGAUUUGACCACUAAUAACAUAGUUGUGUUUUGUAGCUUUAACAUGUAAAGCCUUUGUUUCUAAGCAGUGCAUGGUAUUGUAGUGCAUGCUCUCUUUCUCUACAAUGCACCGCCUAAGGUUUACGUUACUGUUUCUGAUGCAAAUCUUCAAACGUU
Chrysemys picta bellii (western painted turtle) is the source of this 3926-nucleotide messenger RNA. The record is from RefSeq and is a predicted model, not a curated record. NCBI's taxonomy places the organism in Eukaryota, Metazoa, Chordata, Testudines, Emydidae.